UCACACACAGUUUUUUUUUAUCACACUUUAAAACUGGUUUUGUGGAUGUUCCCCCUUUUCUCUUUUGCCAUCCAAAUCAAUUCCAAUUCCAAUUCCUAUUUCACUUUAUAAAUCAUAAGUUAUAUCCCUUGUUUCUUCUUGUUAUUUAGAUGAAAAGUAUCAAUAAACCAUUAGUAUAUCUUGUAUUAGCCGUUCUAUUCGUUACCUUGCUUUAUUCCCAAAUUGUUAAUUCCUCAACUGCUUCUAGUUCCGUGUUAUCUACUUUAAAAACUUCAACCACUACUUCAACUACAUCAACCUAUACCGAUAUGUCUGUUUCUGAUAUUAAAUCAUACAUCAUCACUUUAAAGGAUUCCGUCAGUGAUGCUGAUGUUGCUGCCGUUCACGCCAAGGUUGCAGAAUUAGGUGGUACCAUUACUACUAAAUAUACUUUAAUCAAAGGUUUUGUUGCUAAAUUACCUGCUAUUCAUGCUACUACUUUCCAAGAUCAUGAUCAUAUCGCUAGUAUUGAAGAAGAUUCAGAAGUUAAAAUCCAAUAGAUUUGUUUAGAUUAAAUAAUUGAUUUGUUUAAUUGAUUGAUCAUGGUCUCUUGCUCCAAAGUCUUAUCUAUGACUUUGCUUUAUCUUAUCUAUGUAUAGUAUAUAUAUAAAAAUGAUUUACUUACUCUCUAAGUGAAUCAUUCUUAGAUCCCUACUAAUAUAAAUCAACCAUAAUCAAACUAUCUGACAACAUCAACUGUCUUUAUAACUCUUAAUUCUCUUCUGCUUAACCAUAGUAAGACUUUAAAAUUGCAUGACUUGAGGUUUGAUCCUGCACAAUGCGCCUUGACUUAAAAAUUCCCCGUGUUUCAAUAGACAGAGACAACUGCUCUGCUGGUUCAUGUUAACUGCCUCCAAAUAUAACUUCAACCUUUCAAGUUAUAUUCUCUACACUUCUUUCUUUCUACUUUAAGGUCAGACUAUUGUAUAUUCCAGCCUAUUAAUCAAUCCUUUAGUUCAUCCUAUCAAUUGCUGGUUCAAUUCGGAGUC
Molecule: messenger RNA, 1028 nt
Organism: Scheffersomyces coipomensis
Lineage: Eukaryota; Fungi; Ascomycota; Pichiomycetes; Serinales; Debaryomycetaceae
Exons: 1
Coding region: 150-539 (129 amino acids)
Biological process (GO): vacuole fusion, non-autophagic
Molecular function (GO): endopeptidase inhibitor activity
Source: RefSeq, a predicted model, not a curated record